Hansenula anomala is the source of this 1674-nucleotide messenger RNA. RefSeq lists its product as uncharacterized. Gene Ontology annotation, cellular component: nucleus. Gene Ontology annotation, biological process: positive regulation of transcription by RNA polymerase II; DNA-templated transcription. The record is from RefSeq and is a predicted model, not a curated record. The transcript has a single exon. Gene Ontology annotation, molecular function: zinc ion binding; sequence-specific DNA binding; DNA-binding transcription factor activity, RNA polymerase II-specific. The annotation marks the transcript as partial. Lineage: Eukaryota; Fungi; Ascomycota; Saccharomycetes; Phaffomycetales; Wickerhamomycetaceae.
AAAAGAAUAAGAGUCGCCAGAGCCUGUGAUACAUGUCGUCGAAGAAAAGUCAAGUGUGAUGGGAAACAACCAUGUAUCCAUUGUACGGUCUACUCAUAUGAAUGCACUUACAACAAGGCAAGAAAUACUGGUGGUGGAAGUGGUGGUCCUGCUGCUAAAAAGCAAAAGAAGGAUGAGAGUGCUGCUACACAAAACGUGAAGGUUGAAAUUGAAGAUAAACAACCUGAAGCUCCCAAUAUUAGUGAGCAAUUGAUUCAAACUAUUUUUCCACAAUUGGACGUCAAGAAUGAAAAUUUCAACACUGAUUUGUUUCUUCAGGUGUUAGAAAAGCAUAGAAAGAAUGGUGUUAUUGAUCUAAACUCAAUUUUGAAAGAGUAUCAAUCCAUAGAAAACCCACAUAUCCACAAGUCGAUUGCUCCAAUAGAGAUCAAAAUCAUACUACCACCUAGGGAAAUAGCACUAAAACUGAUAUAUAGAACAUGGAAUGACGCAUGUGUGCUUUUCAGAUUCUAUCACAGACCUUCCUUCAUUAAUGAUUUCAACAGCUUAUAUGAAACAAACCCAAGUGAAUAUUCAAAUCAUCAAAAUAAGGUUCUACCAUUAAUAUAUUCAGUCAUUGCUGUUGGUGCAUUGUUUUCUAAAGGCGACAAUGCUAUAGAUAAUCAAUAUUUACAAGAUGAAGGUUAUAAAUAUUUCAUUGCAAGUCGAAAAUUGAUUGAUAUCACGAAUUCAACAGAUAUCCAAUCGAUCCAAACCAUUUUCAUGCUGACUUUAUUCCUACAGUGCUCUGCCAGGUUAUCUACUUGCUAUUCCUAUAUCGGUAUAGCUCUACGAAGUGCCCUAAGACAAGGUCUUCAUAGAAAAUUACAAAAUUUUUCCAAUCCAAUUGAAUCAGAAAUUAAAAAAAGAUUAUUUUGGACCAUCUACAAAUUGGAGAUUUAUGUCAACUCAAUGCUGGGACUACCUAACUCUAUUGGUGAAUCUGAUAUUGAUGUUGAGUUCCCCCAAGAUUUAGAUGAUGUUAAUAUUGACGAAUUUAGAAUUCUGCCUCAACAAGAAGGCAAAUUAUCAUCUUGUGGUAUGAAUAACUCACACACAAAAUUGAUUUUGAUUUUAAAUCAUAUCGUUAAAAGUCUAUACAAAACAUCCAACCCUGUAUUUGUGAUUCCAAUAGAUACAAUCAAAAAUCUAGAGAAUGAGUUAAAGGUUUGGUUAUAUGAACUGCCAAGUCAGUUGAAACCAACUAGUGAUGUUCCUAAGGAAUAUUUGAAAGCUAAUAAGCUACUACAUUUGGAUUACCUUCAUGUUCAAAUCAUGCUUUAUAGACCAUUCAUUCAUUAUGUCAAGAUUGCAAAGGAAACAGGAUCAACAAGCAGUUCAUAUCAAUUAGAAAAAGGCUGGAAAUGUAUCGAAAUCUCCAAACAAAUUGUCUAUUUAGCUCAAGAAAUGAUUAACAAAAAACUGUUGAAUGGGUCCUAUUGGUUUAGUAUUUAUACAAUUUUCUUUGCAGUUGCAUGUCUUGUCUAUUAUUUCCUUGAAGUUGAUAAAUCAAAUGAAGAAAUCAAUCAAACUAUUGAAUUGGGUAAACAAAUCCUAAGUGUCUUGAAACAAAGAUCAGUAUCUGCUCAAAGAAUUUACAACUUAUUAAACUCAAUGUUUGAAAACUAUGAUAGA